GGUGGCAAAAAAAAAAAAAAAAAAAAAAUCACAGUUUUUUUCAAAUAUGCCGCCGGACGCGUCACCGCCGUGCGCCCCGGCUCCAUCUGGUCCAAUGACACGGUGAGACAGCAGCGAUGAGGCACAGCGCACUCGCCUGUGUUGACACUGGAGCGAUAUGCGGCGAUGCUCUUUCGUGUGAACGCGUUCGCAGCGCUCUCUAAGCAGCCACGGGGAGAUUUCGCCGCGGAUGAGAGAUUAGGAGGAGGAGGAGGAGAAGGAGGAGGAGGAGGAGGAGGCGGAGGAGAAGGAGGACCAGCGACCAGCAUCGGGGAGAAAAAACGGUAUCCGUCGCUCCAUCUUCUCCUUCUCGGUGGCUGGCGGCCCCGUCGAUUUGCGAGAGGAGAGCCGGGGGCUGGAUUUGAAACCUCGCAGGGGGGGAUGUGCUGAGAGUUUGAUGAUGAAAGGAGGAAGAGGAGGAGCGAUGUGGAGCGAGCCCCUCUUGGCCCCGAAGAGGUUUUAGUUAGACCUGUGCAAAUCCAGUGAGGUCAGGAGGUGAUGGCAGCGCCGUCUGAUCUUCACCGCCACUGCUACCCGUUCCUGCAGAUGGACGCCUGCCUCCUGCACGCCUGAGCCUGCCCUCAGCGCUGCCUCCUUCCCCUCCUUUCCUUCUGCCUACCCUUGCUCAUUUCCCACCUCUUCCUCCACCCUCCUUGCCCGGCUGUCCUCCCAUCCCUCUAUCCUGUUUUCCCCUUGUCAAAUUUUGCUCAAUUUUAGCUUUAUUAUGGCGUGCUGGGGCCGCUCUCUGGACUCCCCGUGCACGCUGGCCCUGCUGGUGGGCUUCCAGUUUGCCUUUGUUCUCUACUUCUCCCUCGGGGGCUUCAGAGGCCUGGUGUCCGUCCUGGUGCACACCACGGAGCCGGAGUUUGAUUACUCUCGACCUCACGAUGUCUACACCAACCUCAGUCAUCUGGGAGUGCCGCCUCCCCCGCCUCGCAACUCCGGCACCGGACCCCCCGCCACGGGGGCACCGCUGAGAGACUGCCAGAUCCCCUCCCCGCUGCUGGUCGGACCUGUGUCCGUCCACCUCUCCUCCCCUCUGUCUCUGGAGGAGAUCAGACAGAGGAAUCCGCUGGUGAUGCCAGGUGGACGCUACCGGCCCCCAGACUGUGAACCCCGUCACCACACAGCGAUCGUGGUGCCGUACCGGAACCGGCAGACCCACCUCCGCGCCCUCCUCUACCAUCUCCAUCCCUUCCUGCAAAGACAGCAGAUCCACUACAGCAUCUAUAUAGUACAGCAGUGGGGGAACGGUACCUUUAACAGAGCCAAGCUGCUGAACGUCGGCGUGCGGGAGGCCCUCAGAGACGAAGACUGGAGCUGCAUCUUCCUGCAUGACGUCGACCUGCUGCCUGAGAACGACCACAACACCUACACCUGCCACAAGCAGUUCCCCACACACCUGUCGGUGGCCAUGGACAAGUUCAGAUACAGGCUGCCGUACCCUCAGUAUUUCGGUGGGGUGUCUGCAGUGACCCCAGACCAGUACAUGAAGAUGAACGGCUUCCCUAACCAGUACUGGGGCUGGGGCGGAGAGGACGAUGACAUUGCUGCCAGAGUGCGUCUCUCUGGCAUGAAGAUCAUGCGCCCUCCAGUGGCCAUCGGUCACUACAAGAUGAUCAAGCAUAAAGGAGACAGAGGCAACGAGCAGAACCCGCGCAGAUUUGACCUUCUGAAAAGGACCAGACUCAACUGGCGCUCUGACGGCCUCAACUCUCUGACCUACGAGCUCCUUUCCAAGGAGCUGGAGCCUCUCUACACCAACCUCACCGUCAACAUUGGAGAAGACCCCCGUCUGCCCCCGGGGAAACUACCCGUCAUCGUGAAAGCAACGAACCCAGUCCACCAACGUAGCACCAGCAAGACCGGGGACAAACAGGAGAAGAGGCAAGAGACCAAAGGGGCUGUGGCGGCAAACUUGACUGUGGUCAAGCCUGUUGGUGACAAGACAGAACCUGUUAGGUCGAAGGGGGCAAAUGAGACAACACAGGAGAAGACAGGUGUGAUGAAAUAGGAUGAGGUGAAUAACAAAAAGACGACAUCACAUCUGUAGCAUAAAGUGGCUUCGCCCUUUCGCAGGAGAGCAUUGUAGAUCUGCUCUGUUGUGGGACAUAAAGUACACCAGCUGUUGGGGCUCAGUGCAGGGUUAGGGACACUCGUGCAAACGAUCCAGUGAAGAAGCCACUUUUGUCUACAGAGGUGCGUUCAGGACCGCGACUGAGUCGCCUCUCAGUUUGACAUCCAAUGAAUGUGACUCUGGCGCUAGUGACUGACCCAACUCUGUGGCUGGGGCUCCCGGCCAGCUUCAGGCCAGGCGAGGAAUGGCGCGGGACUCAAGUCAGAUCCGAAACAAACUGAACGAAAGUAUGACAGCAAAUAUAUAAAUCUCUGCUCUUUUCCAGACAUCGCGAGUUGUAAGCAACCCAUCUGCUGCCAGCAGACCUGCAGCUUCAUCCAGUUUGCUCCUGAAAAAACUGCUGCUGUCAGUCCGCCCCACUCCACGGUGGGUUUGUGUUUCUGUGCCUUCUCUCUUCUAUGCGCAUUUUAUAGACUCGUAUACUAGUUGCUUUUAGACGCUGACCUGGGGUUGAUUUUCACCUCUCCUGCGUCGUGGCAAAAAUGUUUGAAAGCAGGGAGGCUAGAGCUGGUCCUAGAUCAGAGCAAACGAUUCGUUCCCAGGACUGCCGUUUUAUAUUUGUGUGCAUUGAUCAGGCGCUGACCAACUCCAUAGUUAUCAGACAAUUCUAGAGUUUAUAUUUCUAUAGAAAGACUUCUUUAUUUGUUUACUGGUUUGUUUUACUCAUCUUUCCUUACAGUCUGGUGCCUCUCUCUUUCUCUCUCUCUCUCUCUCUGUCUCUCUCUCUCUCUCUCUCUCUCUCGCUCUCUCUGACAUUUAGUUUCUAGACAAUCAAAUCAUACGAGAACAUUAAUCUGUAUCCAGCCACAAUAACGACGUGAGGAAAUAUUAUCAUGACUGUCUAGACUGUUUUCUAUUAUCAUGGCAUGAUAGUUGUCGUCUAGCUUGACUAUAUUCUCGAUACAUGGAUAGACCUGUGCUUCUGAUAUUAUCUGUGAUUUUAUUCUUUUUCAUUUAGGCUAGUCGGGUGCGGGGGGAAAAAAAAGGCAAACUUGCAGACAAUAUUGUAGGCCCGUGGGUACACAUUUUUCCAAUUUCAGAUUGCGUUUUAAUGACAGUAAUAAUAAGAAAAAAUGGUCGUAGUCACAACAAAGCACUGUGUAUAGAUCUAGGUCUGCUUUUUACUAGAAGGCCUUACGUCCUCACAGAGGGGUCUUUCAGUAUACUAAGAAAGAUGCAUCUAAACGCUACAAAUGAGUGUCUCCCUCUCCUCGUCCACGUUCAUUUUGCUUCUGGAAAGGAGACAAGAAAGAAGGAAACACGUAUAUAUAUAUUAGACAAAAAAUGUAAUAGUUUUUAUUCUGAGGGCUCGAUGCAUGUCGGUGGUUUUCCUUUCAUUUUCUCAUCGCCAUUGACAUUCAGUUUUGUUUGUCCAUAUCAGCUGUCUGGAAUGUAUUAAUUAGAGUUGUGUGAGGGGAGAGUUUUAUCAGGUGAGCUCUCAGCCUGAUCUCUCGCAGGGCAUGAGGUUUGUUGCUGCUAUUUGACUAGAGAAAUGGUUAAGUGUGUAAUUAAUUAGCUUGAAAAAUGACAUACCGUAACACAGAUGUUUCUGGUGUGGAACUGUUUUCUCAUACUAACAGAUGAUGUGUUAUAUAUGCUGUUUUGAAUGUAUUUAAUUUAUUAAUUUAUUUGUCGAGUCACUGACGGAGCUAAAUGCACAGCAUUGUAGAGCAGAUUAUCAUCCCUUUAUAGGACACCUCCAUGUUUUAACACUGACAUUGUGCCUCAUGAAAUAAGCCCACACUACUGAAGGACCGAAGGCACAUAUCUGGGUUAUAUGUGAGCGCCCUCAAGUGGUGCAGUCUGGCAUAGCGCCAGCCGAGAGCAACCAACAACUUGAAUGAAGCUGCAGUGUUGUGACAUGAAUGUUAAUCAUUAACAGACGGCCAUUCACAGGUUUCAGCCAAUCACAUCUUUGCAUUGCUCUGUGUGGAGGGUCUCUCGUUUUGCGUAGCGCCACAUGAUCGAUCCUGCCGGCUUAAAGGUGUAGAGCAACUCUCUGAAAUUCACUGGUUAAUAGAACCAAAAUGAGUAUGUGGUGAGAGUUUUAUGAAUGGAUAUAGUUUUUAUAGGAGGAAUAUAUGUUUAUUUAUGAUUAAAUAUAAACAGUUUUAAACAAAGAGUGCUGUACAAGCAGAGUGCACCGAGAGAUAAUAAGGCCUCAUUUCUUAGCUUUAUAUUACAUAAUAGUUUAGUUGCAUAUCAAUAGAUAAUAUGUCCUCCAUUUAUCAUAUUGCCUGGGACAACGCCUGUAUUACGUGAAGCAACGACACACUGAAAGCUUUUAAGGACGUUAUGUAAUCUCAGCAGAUUAAUCAGCAAACCGUGUGCUUACCUGGAGAUUGUUCUAUAUUUAAUAAAUAGGCUAGUUUUUAUAAACGAUGUUUUUUCGCAUAAAUGUUGGAAAUAUAUACUGUGUAGUUGAAUGCAAACUCAGCAAACAGGAUUGGGACUUCUUAGUAAUGUUUUUUCAUUUCACAGAGUCACAAGUUCAUCCUGUCGUUAAUCGGUUUGAGGAGUGUAAAUGUGAUUGCCCGAGAACAAAUGAGACGUAAUUAAUACGUUACAUCGCUGGUAAUGAAGGACCCUGAUGUUUAAUUUCGUCAUCUUAUGUUGCCUGAUUUACUGACCUUGUCCGAAGACGAAAGCUUGUGUGUGUGUGUGUGUGUGUGUGUGCGUGCUCGUGUGUGUUUGUGUGCGUGUGUGGGGAGCAAGGUCAUCAAAAAGGGCAACAGAAACAGUGAACUAUGAUGGACGGUGUUGUGACGGAAAGCAAAUAUGUCUACCAAUAAAAACACAUAAUGAUGAAAUGUG
Molecule: messenger RNA, 4990 nt
Organism: Acanthopagrus latus (yellowfin seabream)
Lineage: Eukaryota; Metazoa; Chordata; Actinopteri; Spariformes; Sparidae
Gene: b4galt3
Product: UDP-Gal:betaGlcNAc beta 1,4- galactosyltransferase, polypeptide 3
Exons: 8
Coding region: 764-2053 (429 amino acids)
Biological process (GO): galactosylceramide biosynthetic process; carbohydrate metabolic process
Molecular function (GO): glycosyltransferase activity
Source: RefSeq, a predicted model, not a curated record